Apiotrichum porosum is the source of this 1293-nucleotide messenger RNA. RefSeq lists its product as uncharacterized. Gene Ontology annotation, cellular component: cytoplasm. The transcript has 5 exons. Gene Ontology annotation, molecular function: oxidoreductase activity. Bases 1 to 1293 code for a protein of 430 amino acids. Lineage: Eukaryota; Fungi; Basidiomycota; Tremellomycetes; Trichosporonales; Trichosporonaceae. The record is from RefSeq and is a predicted model, not a curated record.
AUGCCUGACAUUGUCAUCGUUGGCGGCGGUAUUGUGGGCCUGUGCACCGCCUACUACCUGGCCGCCAACCCAGCUGCUCUUCCUUCCAACACCCAUGUCACACUCCUCGAGAACGUGAGCGUUGCGUGCGGUGCGUCCUCUCGUGCUGCUGGCUUCAUUGGCGGAGGACCUGCAUGGCACAAGGAGGCAAACCAGGAUCUCGCACGCCUCAGCUGGGAGUGUUUUGAACAGCUUGCACGCCAGCUCGAUGGCCCGAACACGUACGGAUACCGCCACUGUUCUGUCACCGGCUUGCGCGUGGGGGCCGGACAGGAUGCCAUGAGCUCAUACCGCCAGCUGCCGACCGGAACGCUUCCUCUGGCUCAGAAGGGCGAAGCGCGGCAGCCAUGGUACCGUGGAGACCAUGUCAACCUCGACACGUCAGGCCUGGCCGCCCAACUUGACCCCGCCCAGUUCUGCUCCACUCUUCAUGCCGAGGUGACACGCCUCGGUGUGCGCACCAUCAUUGCUCAGCCACUCCGUCGUCGUGGCAAGGUCAUUGAGACCACCGAGGGCGACGUGGCCUAUGACAAGCUGCUGAUCGCUGCUGGGCCAUGGAGUGCAGACUUGUGUACACUGCUCAACAUCCCACGCGUGCCCGUCGGCAGUCUUCCGGGUCACCACAUUGUGCUCAAGCCUGGGACCCUCCCGGCCGGUUAUGACAGUGUGCCUGCAGAGGCGGUGAUGGCCGGUGUGGGCGGCAGCGGGUCGUCCGACGACCUGGCGGCGACGGUGACGGCCGGCGGGCAGUCAAACGACCUUUCUGCGGCAGAGAGGCAGCAAGGGUGGACGCAGACUAUCGAGUUCUUCCCUCGCCCGGAUGGUACAGUUUACGCCGCCGGCGAGAACAAUGUGCCGAAUCUCAUCGGCGACGCGACCAUUGAUGGGCGCGAGAACCGUCUCCCGCUCACUGGUCGCUAUGUGCACAGGCUCGUGGACCAGGACCUUGUCCAGCGCAUGCUGCGUUCCAGCGCUGCCGUGUCCCCAGCACUCGAUGUUAACAAUGGCGCCGAGCUCGUCAAGGCAGAUCUCUGCUACCGCCCUGUCACCGCCGACACCAUGCCGCUUAUUGGCGAAUGGCAGCGGGAUGUGUUUGUCUGUGCUGGGCAUGGACCAUGGGGCAUCACGCUGGCCCCAGGCUCUGGUGUCGUCAUGGCGGAGCUCAUCGCGACCGACUUGACACGCGACGACGUCAAGCUCAGCGCCGACAUCUCUGGCCUGUCUCCGCACCGCUUCCGUGCUGCCAAGCUGUAG